AUGGCACUUUCAGGCGUUCCCGAGCUCGUCAAACGAGCCUCGGAUUCAAUCGAACCCCCACUACCGCAAUCGGCCGGAUAUGUCGUUGUCAUCGUGGUUGGCUUCUUGAUUGCGUUUUUCAUGAUGUUUGCCACCCAUGUCUUGAAGAAGACGGUUGGAGAAGACAACAAAACGACUGAAAUGUUUAUGACGGCGAACCGACGGGUUGGAACCGGACUGACAGCUUCUGCCGUCAUCUCUUCCUGGCUUUGGAGCACGGCUAUGUUGGGAAGCUCCCUCGUGGGAUACAACUUCGGUGUUGCCGGUCCGUUCUGGUUCGCAGCUGGAUGUUCACCAAUGAUCGUCUUCUUCUCAUUGCUUGGCAUUGCCUGCAAGUUGAGGGUUCCAGAGGCUCAUACUCUACUUGAGAUUGUAAGAAUUCGAUACGGCACAGCCGGCCACCUUGUCUGGAUCGCACUCUGCCUCAUCAAUAACAUUAUCGCCAUCGCAAACAUGUUGCUGGGCGCUAGUGCUGCUAUUACUGCGCUGACGGGCAUGCACAUUAUCGCAGCCACUUUCCUACUGCCUGUUGGCGUGGUUCUCUACACCUUCGUCGGUGGUAUCAAGGCGACCUUCUUGACAGACUACUUCCACACGUUUGUUAUCACCAUUAUUAUCUGUUUCUUUACCAUCAAGACGUUCUUGACACCUGAGAUUGGGUCGCCCUCAAGUCUAUUCCAGCUUAUCGUCGAGGCUGGAAAGGCAAACCCUGUUGCGGGCAAUGAGGACGGUUCCUAUCUAACAAUGACGAGCAAGGGGGCCAUUUACUUUGGUAUCAUCCACGUCCUCGCCAACUUUGGUCUUGUCAUCAUGGACACCGGCUUUUUCGCAAAGGCCUUCAGCGCAGCCCCUCAAGCCGUGGUUCCAGGCUACAUCGUCGGGGGCAUUGCCUACUUUGGCAUCCCAUGGUGUCUUGGAACUCUGAUGAGUCUCUCAGCUAUUGCGCUCGAAAGCUCCGAGCGAUUUCCCACGUAUCCUCGCCGCAUGUCGAUAGUCGAGGUUUCGAACGGCCUAGUCAUGCCAUAUGCUGCCAUCGCGAUCGCAGGCAAGGGAGGCGCGGUCGCCGUCUUGCUUAUCACAUUCAUGGCUGUGACUUCUACCAUCUCGGCCCAAGUCAUUUCGGUAUCGUCGAUUAUUAGCUUCGAUAUCUACCGUCAAUACUUCAACCGGGACGCUACGGACAGGGAUGCCAUCCGCUGGAGCCACUUCGGUGUUGUCUUUUUCGGCCUUUUCUCAGCAGCCUUUUCCACGGCUCUUUACUAUGGAAAUGUCGAUCUCGGUUGGACGCUGUACAUGUUGGGAGUCCUGACUUGUCCUGGCAUUUUCCCCACAGUAUUCACGAUCCUUUGGAAGAAGCAGUCGAAGGCCGCCGCCAUCAUCUCACCUCUGCUGGGCCUGGCCACUGGCAUUGCUGUUUGGCUGGGAAGCGCUUCUUCCAUGUAUGGAGAAGUUACAGUGGCUUCCACCGGCCAGACUUUACCAUGUGUUUAUGGAACGGUCGCCUCCGCCCUGAGUCCUGCCCUCUACUCUGUGGUUAUUUCUCUCAUCAAACCGGACAACUACAACUGGGCCGAUUUCCGAAAUGAGCGCCUUGCUUUUGACCAGACAAAGACUGCAGGACAAAGCGACGAGCCAGUAUCGCAUGAGGAAAGAAUUGUGAGCUACACAGCUGAUAAAGCGAAGCUUAAACGGUGGGGAAAACUCGCCGCGGUUUGGUCGCUAGCCACGUUCUUAGGACACUGGGUUCUUUGGCCGCUCCCUAUGUAUGCUUCCAAGUAUGUCUUUGGAAAGGGAUUCUUUGACGCUUGGAUCAUUGUGGCCAUCAUCUGGGUGUGGAUCACCAUGUUUAUUGCGGGCUUCUACCCUAUCAUUGACGGUUGGGGUCAGCUGAAGACCAGGGUAGCAGCUCUGAAGCACCGACGAUUCGCGAAGAGAUCAUGA
Fusarium vanettenii 77-13-4 is the source of this 1980-nucleotide messenger RNA. RefSeq lists its product as uncharacterized. The transcript is spliced from 6 exons. Gene Ontology annotation, cellular component: plasma membrane. Lineage: Eukaryota; Fungi; Ascomycota; Sordariomycetes; Hypocreales; Nectriaceae. Gene Ontology annotation, biological process: urea transmembrane transport. The coding region runs from base 1 to 1980 and encodes 659 amino acids. Gene Ontology annotation, molecular function: urea transmembrane transporter activity. The record is from RefSeq and is a predicted model, not a curated record.